This is a messenger RNA of Sapajus apella (tufted capuchin), 5594 nucleotides long. It is a transcript of the gene DGKQ, whose product is annotated as diacylglycerol kinase theta. The record is from RefSeq and is a predicted model, not a curated record. Gene Ontology annotation, biological process: lipid phosphorylation; intracellular signal transduction; diacylglycerol metabolic process. Lineage: Eukaryota; Metazoa; Chordata; Mammalia; Primates; Cebidae. Bases 1516 to 3927 code for a protein of 803 amino acids. The transcript has 22 exons. Gene Ontology annotation, molecular function: ATP-dependent diacylglycerol kinase activity.
UGUUGCUGUUGCAAGAGGCUGGGGAGUGUGUCAGCUGUUGGGUCGAGCACUGAGACCCUCUGCGUCAGACGUUACUGAUACCUGCGGUUGAAAGGCAAAGGUCAGAUACCGCUCGGGAUUAAAAGCCUUAGCACCCACCCUGCAUGGACCUGCAGGGAACAAUGCUGAGAAAAGCCCGUCCCAAAGGUCGCAAAUAGCAAGAUCCUGUCCACAGAACGUGCUCAAAAUGACAAAACUAAAGGGAGCAAAGAUGAGAGGUUUCCACAGGUGGAGGAAGUAGGCGUGGCUGUGACAUACAGCGUGAGGGCUCCUGGGAGGAUGGAGAUUUCGGCUUCUGGGGCUGUCAGCAUCGCCACUGUGACUUGACUGAAGUUUGCAAGAUAGCUCACUUGGGGGAGCUGACAGAGGCUUCAAGGGGUCCUCACAGCUGUGUGUGAACUCACAAGCAUGCAAAGACAGAAAGCCUGGAGCCCGAGGACAUCUUGGCCACCAGCCUCCCUCUGAGGGCUCUGGGUGGGGAGGGAGGUGACUGGCCCAGGGGACUUCUCUGACAGUGGUGACAGCAGGGACAGGUAGGAAGGGCCGGACUUAUUCCUCCUUCAGCUGUCAGUCUCGCCCUCUGCAGACUAGGCUCCCAUGUCCACAUUCCCUGCCGAGCUCAGGCUGCAGGGUGGGUGCAGGCCUCGAGAUGGGCGCGGGUGUGUGGCAGGAAGGGAGGCUAGGCCGGCAGGUGCACUCCUGCCGCUGGUGGGCAUCUGGCUGCGCCGUCCUCUCUAAUGUUGACGCCCUAUUCCUAAUGAUGCCGCUCCUGAGCUGUGAGUAGGAGGCCUGAGGACACUGGCUCUGGUGGUGGCCGGCACCCCGGGGACACCACAUUGGCUUGGGCAGCACCCCAUGUGGACAGCCUGAGGCUGCAGCUUUUAAAAGUUGAUUUUAAUGUCUUCUUUUAUACUUUGCUAAAUUAGGAAAAUACAAAUGUGUUUCAGCUAUAUGCACGACAGGAAAUUUAGAAGACAUAUUUAACAAAGUAAAAGUCACCCACCACUCUGGCAUGCUCACAGCUGCUAUUGUGGAACAUGGUCUUUUCGUGUAUGCUUUUAUUGGGUGUGGUUUAAGUUUGAGGAUAAGGACAAGAGUCGGGAGUGAAGACCUGGCCUUUCUCCUUCCCUUCUUGUGGAAAAGCAGCAGCCUGGCCCUCCCCAGCAUAGCAGUGUUGACGCACACUCGCUAUGGCCCCAUUGUCUCCCAGAGGGCAGUCCCUGUGUGCUUGGAUCUCCCUGGCUCUGAGGAGAUAGAUGCCAGGCGGCUGACAACCUCGCCUGUCCCAAGGAGGGAAGGGGUGGCAGGUGGCUGUGGCCCAUUGCUUUGGCCCCCGCGGACUCUACAAGCGGAAGUUCUGUGGUGUCUGCCGCAAGGUCUUGGAGGCGCCCGCGCUCCGCUGCGAAGUGUGUGAGCUGCACCUCCACCCAGACUGUGUGCCCUUCGCCUGCAGUGACUGCCGCCAGUGCCACCAGGAUGGGCACCAGGACCACGACACCCACCACCACCACUGGCGGGAGGGGAACCUACCCUCAGGAGCACGCUGUGAGGUCUGCAGGAAGACGUGCGGCUCCUCUGACGUGCUGGCCGGCGUGCGCUGCGAGUGGUGUGGAGUCCAGGCACACUCUGUCUGCUCUGCGGCCCUGGCCCCCGAGUGCGGCUUCGGACGCCUCCGCCCCCUGGUCCUGCCCCCUGCGUGCGUGCGCCUGCUGCCUGGCGGCUUCAGUAAGACUCAGAGCUUCCGCAUCGCCGAGGCCGUGGAGCCAGGUGACGGGGGAGACGGUGCGGAUGGGAGUGCUGCUGCGGGGCCAGGCAGAGAGACGCCGGUGCCUCCAGAGUCCGGUAAGUGUCCGCCUCAUGCCCCCCAUGCCCCACCAUCUCCUGGGCGCCUGGGACCCAUGGAGCUUCCCCGGCCUAGGGAAGAAAACACUGAAGAUCUUCGAUGGCGAUGAAGCGGUGAGGAGAAGCCAGUUCCGCCUCAUCACGGUGCCCCGCCUAGCCAGCGCGGAGGAGGUGUUGGAGGCCGCGCUCCGGGCCCACCACAUCCCCGAGGACCCUGGCUACCUGGAGCUGUGCCCGCUGCCCCCUUCCUCACAGGCCUGUGACGCCUGGGCUGGGGGCAAGGCCGGGAGUGCUGUGAUCUCAGAGGAGGGCAGAAGCCCAGGGUCUGGGGAGGCCACGCCGGAGGCCUGGGUCAUCCGGGCUCUGCCUCGGGCCCAGGAGGUCCUGAAGAUCUACCCUGGCUGGCUCAAGGUGGGCGUGGCCUACGUGUCCGUGCGAGUGACCCCGCAGAGCACCGCCCGGUCCGUGGUGCUGGAGGUCCUGCCGCUACUCGGCCGCCAGGCCGAGGGUCCUGAGAGCUUCCAGCUGGUAGAGGUGGCAAUGGGCUGCAGGCACGUCCAGCGGACCGUGCUGGCGGAUGAACAGUCCCUGCUGGCCCGGCUACAGGAUAUCCGGCAGGUGUCCGUGCGGCAGCUGAGCCAGACGCGGUUCUACGUGGCGGAGAGCAGGAAUGUGGCCCCGCACAUCUCCCUGUUCGUUGGCGGCCUGCCUCCCGGCCUGGCCCCCGAGGAGUACAGCAGCCUGUUGCUUGAGGCUGUGGCUGUCGAAGCCUGCCUUUGCAGCCACCAUGGUGUCUGUGAGUCACGUCUACUCCUCCCAAGGUGCGGUAGUGCUGGACGUCGCCUGCUGUGCAGAGGCCGAGCGGCUGUACGCGAUGCUCAAGGACACGGCUGUGCAGGGUCGCCUGCUCACUGCCCUGGUGCUCCCCGACCUGCUGCUGCCUGCCCUGGGCACACGAGGCUGCCCCCAGACAGCCGCCCCCUCCUUGUGUUCGUGAACCCCAAGAGUGGAGGCCUCAAGGGCCGAGACCUGCUCUGCAGCUUCCGGAAGCUGCUGAACCCCCACCAGGUCUUUGAUCUGACCAACGGGGGUCCUCUUCCUGGGCUCCACGUGUUCUCCCAGGUGCCCUGCUUCCGGGUGCUGGUGUGCGGUGGCGACGGCACCGUGGGCUGGGUGCUCGGCGCCCUGGAGGAGACGAGGCACCGACUGGCCUGCCCGGAGCCUUCUGUGGCCAUCUUGCCCUUGGGCACAGGGAACGACCUUGGCCGAGUCCUCCGCUGGGGGGCGGGCUACAGCGGUGAGGACCCCUUCUCCGUGCUGCUGUCUGUGGACGAGGCUGAUGCUGUGCUCAUGGACCGCUGGACCAUCCUGCUGGAUGCACAUGAGGCUGGUGGUGCAGAGAACGGCACGGCAGACGCAGAGCCCCCCAAGAUCGUGCAGAUGAGUAACUACUGUGGCAUUGGCAUUGAUGCGGAGCUGAGCCUGGACUUCCACCAGGCACGGGAAGAGGAGCCUGGCAAGUUCACAAGCAGGCUGCACAACAAGGGUGUGUACGUGCGGGUGGGGCUGCAGAAGAUCAGCCACUCUCGGGGCUUGCACAAGGAGAUCCGGCUGCAGGUGGAGCGGCAGGAGGUGGAACUGCCCAGCAUCGAGGGCCUCAUCUUCAUCAACAUCCCCAGUUGGGGCUCGGGGGCCGACUUGUGGGGCUCCGACAAUGACGCCAGGUUUGAGAAGCCGCGCAUGGAUGAUGGGCUGCUGGAGGUGGUGGGUGUGACGGGCGUCGUGCACAUGGGCCAGGUCCAGGGCGGGCUGCGCUCCGGAAUCCGGAUCGCCCAGGGUUCCUACUUCAGAGUCACGCUCCUCAAGGCCACCCCGGUGCAGGUGGACGGGGAGCCCUGGAUCCAGGCCCCUGGACACAUGAUCAUCUCAGCUGCAGGCCCUAAGGUCCACAUGCUGAGGAAGGCCAAGCAGAAGCCGAGGAGGGCCGGGACCACCAGGGAUGUCCGGGUGGAUGCCGCGCCUGCCCCUGAGGGCGAUCCUAGGUAGGGGUGGCCGGGGCUCCUGCGGUCUCUGCCCCCACUGGUGUGUUUUCAGGUGGUCUGGAGGCAGCUGUGUCCACACAGUGGCCAGCCCCGUGGUCCGACCUGGCUUCAGCCCUGACUGCAGACCUUCCUGGGCCUGGAGCGGGACCAGCCCUCAUCCCAUUGGUGCCACACAUGGGUGUCACCACCUUCAUCCCACUGGAGACUGCUGUGCGGGUGGCAGUGUGUCCCCACGUCCCGGGUGGGCACGGGCUCUGGCUGGCAUGCCCUCUGCCCUGUGGGGGCCCAGUCCUCUCUUGGAGGGUGAGCACCCAUCCCUCCAUACCUCUCCCCACUGAGCCCCUUGAGCUGGACAGUGCUGGACGCAGGCCGUCCAGGUGGGUCUGACCUUGCUUUGUGCCCCUCAGGCUGUGCCCCUGGCUGGUCCUUCACAGCAGCAGGCUCCCUGGCAUGUCCCUGUCCUAGCACACAUGCUGACAGCCCCUCUAGCCUCACUUCGCCACCCUCGGCAGCCCCGGCAGGCAGCGUUUAUCGGGCUGCCAGGUGGUGGUGACUGGUGACUUCCUCGUGUGUCUUGGGGGAGUGGAGAAGGUGCCUUCGUUUUCUGGCCUUGUUAUCUAUAGACGGCAGCUUGGACCCCAAGUGCAGCCGCAGGGGUAGGCAGUGCCCGGCUGCCCUUUCCUAGUGCCUGUGCUGGGGGAGGAGAACCUCUGUCCGCAUGGAGGGCAAGUCUUGGGUGCCGCCCUGACAGCACCAUAGCAUGCAUCUGCCCCUCAGCCCUCAGGGUGGGCACUUAGCACGCAGAAGGGACCAGAAGCAGGGCCCAGCGGUGCAGAGGAGCUGGAGGUGUAAAUAGCUCUAUGCGUGUGGAGGAGCUGGCUUUCAGCCCCAGACCCCACGCUAGCACUUUCCGCGCUGCUUGAAAGCCGUUGAUGUGUAGUUUCAUGUCUGUGUGAGCUGCUGUGCUCGGCCCUGUCCCUCGUCAGCAUGUGGAGAUCCUGCUCCUGCAGUGCCCCUGCUCCCAUGCCCCCAGACAGCUCAAUGGAGGGGGCUGCGUCUGGGCCAGACUGGGGUGCAUCCAGAGACAAAGCUGCUUCCACGUGCUCAAGGAUUCAGACGGCACACUAGCUCUGGGAGGAGUCUGACCAAAAAUUAUGCCGCCUCUGCGGGAAACCUCCUGACUCCCCCCACGAGAAAUGGUCCCAGAGUCCUGGUCGCGCCCUUUCCCUUGUGGGGCACAGCUGGCCUGGGCCUCCUAUUCUGGGCCAGGGCUUUCCUGGGUGUGGCCUUGACCUCAGAAGUGGCUCUGGUUUGGCCCCAGGAGUAUGUGGCCCGGCCCAGCCUGCAGCCUCCUGGCAAGCCCUUGGUGCCACUAACCCCCCAGCGCCGCCCCCCUCCCCGCUGCUUCUGCCAAAACUGCACAGACAUGCAUUGUCAGGCCACUUGUGGCCUCCAGUGUACGCACCUGUUUACGUCAUCUGUCCCACCGUCAAAACCAGCCCCUUGUGUGUGACUAGUUUUGCUUCGCAAGUCUCGGUGUGUAACUGUGGUGAGGGGAUUGUCCUGUGUGAGCGAGCCUAUGCCCUGCACACUGGGCCCCUCUGUAUUUAUCGCUGCCUGAAUGCAACAGUAAUUUAUAUCUGGGACAAAUACAGACUGGGCCUCGCUGUC